AUGCCGCCCUGGGCAGACGACAUGGGGAACGCUCAGCCUAGGGUGAACCAUCAUCAUCAUCACCAACAGCAACAGCAACUACAGCAUCAGCAGCAGCCUCAGCAGCAGCGCAGCGGCAGGGGUCGCCGAGAGUCGUCAGUGGACCUGGCCGCUGUGACCGAAGCCCACGGUCUCGUGUCGGACAUGCUGGCCGACCCCGAGUUGCCGCCCCACAUCAUCUCGGGGCUGCGCACCCUCUCUUCCCUCCUCUCGCCCACCCCCGCCGCCUCCUCCUCCUCCUCGUCGUCGUGCUGCGCCCCACCCCGUCUCCACCACCGGCGGUCGCCCCAGCGCCGGAAAGGGAGCCUCAUUCUGCCCUACUUCCGGUCGACCUCGGACAACGAGGAGAUUCCCUUCACGGGGGAAAGGCCCUCGGCCUUGCCCAAGCGACUGCGCAAAAAUCUCCCCCCGAGCCUGUUGAGGCGCAUGUCUACAGCCACGUGGACGACCACGACAUCGGCAACGGGGAUGCCUACACUAGAGCCUGAACCUCUCCGGAAAAGAAGCACCAGCUUCAGGAAUCUGCAGUCUCCACCACCGACAGCGACUCAGGAAGAACAGCAGCUGUUUCAGCAGGAGCAGCAGAUACCCGAACCCGAACAGGAGAGACAGUUUUCACCCGGCCUGGAAUCGUUGAUCUCAGCCCUCCCAGAACGCCACCUGCCGCCGACGAAAGGGCAGCGUUCCUUCUCGACCACAGCCCUGCCCUCUGACCACCCCCAGCGUCGGAACUCUCGCGAGCGGAAGACAGUGGCCUCUCUCCAUCCCCUGACGCCACACGACGUCCAGUGCCUCACCUCCUUGCACAAGGACGGAGACGAGGAGCAGGAGGAAGAGGAGGAGGAAGAAGAAGAAGUCUCUCCUCCCGAGGAGCAGCCCCAGGCACCCACCAUCAAGGAGGAAGAGGAGGAGGAGGAAGAGGAGGAGGAAUUACCCCCGCUGCCCUCCUUCCGACGCUCCACCGUCAUGACCUCCGACUACGAGAGUAGCAACGACUCGCCCCCUAGCGGGUCUGAAGAAGCCGGGGCGCGGGUGCUCAGGGCGCAUGCCUCGGUGCAGACCUCAAUGUGGGCGGGAAAAGAUCCUUGCGCCCUGUGUGGAAGGACAGCGCCCCUCACGCCUUCGCCACUCACUAUCGCACCACCUGUUAGCCAGAAAGUUGAAACACCGGAAGAGAUAGAAGACGAAGGUAACGUGAUACGGCUGCCUGGCGCUACCUACGAUCUGGAAAUGUUAGCAAACGAUCCUUUGUUGGGCCUUAUCGAUAUUUGGGAUUUUCCAGUCUUCGAUAUGGAGCGGCAGGCCGGCACACUCAUCCUCAGCCAAAUGUGCUACCGUGUGUUCCUAGCGACGGGACUGUUCGAGUCUUUUCGAAUCCCGUUGAACCCUUUCUUUGCCUAUUUCCAUGAGGUUGAGAAAGGGUACAGAGACAAGCCAUAUCACAAUCGUAUGCAUGCCAGCGAUGUCUUACAUGGAGUAUAUUUUCUAAUUUCUCAACCCAUACCAGGAUUUUGCCAAGUAUCAUCGGAAUCAACCGAUUCGCCAUUGCACAGAACACUCAGUGGUCGCGAAGCUCAGGAGAGGUGGCCUCAGUCGAGGCAGGGCACUGUCGACCAGGUGCGGUCGUUCAUCGACGAUGACGACGAUGACGACGAGGACGACGACGAGGAGGAACGGGACGUCUAUGGCGUCAUGGGUGCCAACUUCCCGGCCUUAGAGAUCAUGGCCCUGUAUGCAGCUGCGGCUAUGCACGACUACGAUCAUCCAGGAAGGACGAACGCUUUCCUCGUCGCAACGUUUUCACCCCAGGCCGUGCUGUAUAACGACCGCUCGGUGCUGGAGAACCACCACGCGGCAGCAGCGUGGAGCAUCUUCCUGUCCGACCAGCAGUACAACUGGUUGCGCCACUUGGAUGCGGCAGAGUUCAAACGAUUCCGCUUCCUAGUCAUCGAGUGCAUCCUGGCCACCGAUCUCAAAAGACAUUUCGAUAUACUCGCCGAAUUCAGUGCCAAGAUCACAGACGAGGAGUCUCCUAUGCUAGAUUGGAGCAGUGAAGCAGAUCGACUGCUAGUGAUGCAGAUGGCUAUCAAGUUGGCCGAUAUCAAUGGACCAUGCAAGUGCCGGCAGCUACAUGUGCAGUGGACGCACAGGAUAGCUGAAGAAUUCUACGAACAGGGUGAUGAAGAGCGUUCCUUGGGUCUCCCAAUAUCUCCUUUCAUGGACCGGAGUCGUCCUCAACUAGCCAAAUUGCAGGAAUCUUUCAUAAAUCACCUGGUAGCGCCACUUUGCAGGACCUACGCUGAAGCAGCACUUCUGCCAGGAGUUUGGGUCAGACUGGCCGAUGAUCCCAGUGCGGAAGAGCUAUCAGAGGAUGAUUUGGAUUUGCCUCGUCGAGUGGAAGAAAUUAGAACAGAAGGUAAAGAAAGAAAAGGUCAGAGACGGCGGAAAGCUGUUUUAUGUCAGCAAACCAAAAACUUGCAAGAUAAUUACGACUACUGGAUAGCUGUACUAAGAAGAGAAGAAGAGCAACAAGAAAAGGUAAAAAAAUAUCCCCAAUUCUUUUAACCAUAAAGAAAAUAAGAGCUUUAUUGAAACGAAGCAUUGUUGAAACGAAAAAGAAUGAAAUGAAAUUUGAUUGAUCGAAGAGAAAAUGAAAUUUUCGAUUCCCGAGUGAAUCUAUUAG
Molecule: messenger RNA, 2722 nt
Organism: Uloborus diversus
Lineage: Eukaryota; Metazoa; Arthropoda; Arachnida; Araneae; Uloboridae
Product: cGMP-inhibited 3',5'-cyclic phosphodiesterase 3A-like
Exons: 15
Coding region: 1-2604 (867 amino acids)
Biological process (GO): signal transduction
Molecular function (GO): 3',5'-cyclic-AMP phosphodiesterase activity
Source: RefSeq, a predicted model, not a curated record